Messenger RNA from Penicillium diatomitis, 504 nucleotides. RefSeq lists its product as uncharacterized. Bases 1 to 504 code for a protein of 167 amino acids. The transcript has 2 exons. The record is from RefSeq and is a predicted model, not a curated record. Lineage: Eukaryota; Fungi; Ascomycota; Eurotiomycetes; Eurotiales; Aspergillaceae.
AUGAUGGUAGCCAGCCAUGAUACCAGCACGAGGGUGUGCGACAAUAUUGAACAACAUAAGAAGGAUACGAAGACGUGCGCAGCAAGAACAUCGCGCAAGGCAGAAAAAAAGAGACAAAAUGAUGAAAUGGAAAUCAAGAAGUUGAAUGAGCAACUCGAAAAAUAUCACAAGGAGAACCAGGAACUGAAAAUUCAGCUCGUGAAAUCUCAAGCCGACCAUUCCCAGUACAAGCUGCGGGCAGCUAAAGCAGAAGAGGCAUUGGAAAGAACUCAGCACAUUCUUACACAGUUGAUGACUAAGCUGCCACCAAGUUCGCACCUGACCAACAAUGUUGAUACCAAGUCUGGGGGCACCCUGUCUUCGGCCAGCUGGUUGACUAUUACGCCUCGCUUGAAUGGCCAUACCCAAUCAUGGCCUUGCUUAUCACCAGUAUCGCCAACGUCAGGGAAAGACUGGUCAGGAAUUUCCCCGAGCGCCUUUGAAUUGACGUGGAAGAAAGAUUAG